Molecule: messenger RNA, 6273 nt
Organism: Caenorhabditis sp. 36 PRJEB53466
Lineage: Eukaryota; Metazoa; Nematoda; Chromadorea; Rhabditida; Rhabditidae
Source: the annotation of a GenBank genome assembly
AUGAACUCCUCUUUGAUCCCUUUCGCGUGUAAUGAAACGUUCGAGCCGGGUUUUGAGGUCUUAAAGUAUUUGGCGACUUUGUGCUACUUGGGACCAGGUCUCUACCUCCAUGUCUCUAUACUAUGGACGAUUGUCUCCAGGAAAACGCGGAAACUAUUCGGCGACAACUCGUUUUUUCGAAUCUACGCCACAGAUUCGAUCGCGAGCUCGUUGCUGAUCCUCGACGACAUCGUUUUCAACCGCUUCUUCCUCUACAUCCCUCCCCUCUGCCCGCUAGUCGGUCCGUUCUUCUGGAGCCCCUCGCUCAUCAUGAAAAUCGCCUACCAAAUCCUUCACCACUCGCGAUUCGCCAAAUCUGUCGCUCAAAUAUUUCUGGUGCUCAACAGAAUGACGUGUGUUUUGAUGCCAGAAGGGUAUACUCGGGUGGGUGAGCCAAUAGAGCGUAAAGCGUGCGCUGAACUUUAUAUUAGAUUUGGCGAACUUUCACUCCGAUCGCCUGCUGUCUCGUGGCAAUUCUGCCGUUCGGUGGCACCUGGAACAUUCUGAUCUCGAGGAACUUUGGCCAUCCGGUCUUCGGCGGCUUCACCAUUGAUUACAUCAAAGCGGUGCCUUGGGUGAGCGUACAGAAAUGCCGAAAAAGUGCCCAAGAACUCGUGCGGUCCCUUCCAGGCCGCCCUGUCGCUGUUCCAGUCGAUUUACAUCCUGACGGCUCUGUUCUUCACCGUAAUCUGCACUUCCAUAACCCUUUACAAACUGAUUUUCCUGCCGGAUCGCAUAAAAUCCGCCGAAAAAUCUCUCUGUUUCACCUCCAUCUUCAUCUCCUCCACUUUUCUCCUCGUCGCUGGAACUCAGGUACGUUGUGGUCCCUUGAAACUGCAAAGUUUGAACUUUCUUUACAGCUUACAUACGCUCUCUGCCGAGAAUGUCGUGUGGACCUAUUGUACGUUUUACAGUUUCUCGCUUUUGAUACAUUCACCGUUGGGUUCGUUUUUAUAAUUUGAAAUUUCGCACUUGAGUGUGUGACUUGACUUUUCAGGUCGGCAGCUAUAAUGAUACUGACCAAUUGCCAGUUGAGGAAAUCUAUUUUUUCAAGGGAGCGAAAGAGUAGUAGUAGAAGCAUUGCAGUUUUGAAUAACUCUAGUCUAUAAUUACCGUUUCACUUGCAUUAUAAGUUGAAGGCAGCAAAGUUGUGAUCGUUCUGACGGGUAUAGCAGACUUGCCAGAAUUCGGGUCGGCCCGGUUCAAAAGGCGGGAAUUCAAAUUUUCGCGGAAAUUUUUUUUUCGUUAUUACAAAAACAAUUUUCGAACUAAAGUUUUAGUGUUUUUUUUUUGUUUUUAUUCACUCAGAUCUCACUGAGUUUUUUCAAAAAGUUUUUCUUUUUAUUCAAAUUUUGUAAAACCGAUUGCCGAUUUGUGAGAAGGAGCUUCAAAAGCUAGUUAAACAAAAAGAUCCUCGAGUGAUCUUUGUAAGUUUAUGUGGAAAUUGAAAAUAAUUCAAAACAUAAUUUUCAUGGUGAAGCUUUCCGGAAGGAGUCAGUGUUGCUUGUGCUAUUCCGACGAGAUGCUGACGAAGAUUUCAAAGAGACUGGAAAAGCAGUUUGCACUAACUGUUUCCAAUUACUCGCCGCCUUUUUGCUAUUAUGAAUUUUUUAUGAGAAAUACAUUUGUUUUUCAAUGUUCGAUGCUUGCAAAAAACCCCUAAUUCUACAAAAAAUGGCUUCAUGCGAUCAAUAAUUCAAAUUUUGAAUUCCCGCUUUUUGAACCGGGCCGGGCCGGGCCGGGCCGGAGUUUUGGAAAUUUCGGCCCGGCCCGGCCCGGCCCGUGGCAACUAUGGGUAUAAGUCUAUCACCAAUUGCUUUGUUAGACACUAACUAUUUGAAACUUUAUAAUGCCGCGUCGAAAGUCUCGGAAAAACCGCAGCUUUUUCUGUCCAAAGUCGGCCGAAAUUUGCGUGAAAAACGGGGGUGCGCACAGCUCAAUGAAUGUAACCGUACCCCUAAAACUACGGUAUUUUUUUUUUUAAAUUUGUUAAUUUCUUGAGGAUAUUUGAAAAUAUUCCAUUUUCUUGCGCAAAUUUUCAAAAAAUACCGUACCUUUAGGGGUACGGUUACAUUCAUUGAGCUGUGCGCACGCCCGUUUUUCACGCAAAUUUCGGCCGACUUUGGGCAGAAAAACCAGCGGUUUUUACGGUUUUUCCGAGACAUUGGACGCGGCAUAAGGCAAAUUGAGACAUUUUCAACUUUAAACGUGUUCGGGGAGCUCAGCGCAUAAAGUUAAAGUGAUAAUCAAACUUUUCAAGUGUCACACUUCAUUUGUCUAGUUGUCACAUAAAAUCCUAAAGUUUGUUGACCUACAAUACUUGUCCAAUAUAUCAAAAGUUGAUCGUUUCAAUGUGCCAACUGAUCAUUGCCAUUCUUGUCAUUCACUACAUAUAAUUACGGCUUCCACACACUUCCCCUCCCCCCCCAAAUCACCUGUUUCUCUCUCUCUUCUUUCCUCUCCUAUGAGCCUCAACUUCUCUUCUUCGUCCGAUUCAAUCGAGUUUCCGUGUAAUACUGGCUACGAUGCGACGAUUGAAAUAUUAAAGUACGUUGGAAGUGUCGCCUACUUAUUCCCAGGCCUUUUGCUCCACAUCUUCAUACUGAAAACAGUGGUGUCUGGAGAGAAACAGGCGUUUCGGGACAGCACGUUUUUUCGGAUUUAUGCCACGGAUUCGAUUGCGGUAUGAGACGAAUUUGCAUAGUUAGAAACUGAAUGGAAAUGAACAGAGGGAAACUGUAAUUGUAUGUAGAUACUGUACAUUCAAAGCAGUGUGUCUCGGCUAUCGGUUGAGAUAUCAAAAAGCGGUCAACUAAUAAAAUACUUAUCUUGAAAUUGUGUACAUUUUGUCAGUUGUCAAAAUUGUGAUAUCUGUACAGACAGCCGAGAUACAUGGCUUUUGAUACAAUUUUUCACAUUUUCUGUUUCAAAGAUGUCACAAAUGUUCAUUUUCUUCUGACCAAUGUAAUUGUUGACACUCUACUUGCUACUGUCAAAACAUUUCCAGAGCAUCGUGGCCAUCUGCGUGGACUUGUUCUUCGGCCGUCUCUUCCUCUUCGUCUCUCCCCUCUGCCCGAUCGUCAGUCCGUUCUUCUACCGUCCCUCAAUCCUCCUCAAAACCAUCUAUUACCUGUCAAUCCACGCGCGUCUCUCCCAAUGCAUCGCUCAAAUAUUUCUCGUCCUCAAUCGAAUGUCCUGCAUCGUUUUUCCGACCGAUUAUAAUCGAGUGAGCGCAUUUCAGUGAGCCCACACACUUUUUUGUUGAUAAUAUUCAGGUCUGGAAGACAGUGACACCCAUUUCAAUGGGACUGAUCGCUUUGGGACCAUUCACAAGCACGUGGAAUACAAUCAUUUCGCGGCAGUACGUCGGGCCGCUUUACGGCGGAUUUGCGGUGAAUUACAUUAAAGCUGUGCAGUGGGUGAGUACUGUUUCAGCAACAUUUUUUGGUAUUUUUUUUUUAAAUUUUAGGCCGCCAUCUCUCUGUUCCAGUCGAUCUACAUCCUGACUGCACUGUUCUUCACCGUAAUCUGCUCUUCCAUAACCCUCUACAAACUGAUUUUUCUGCCCGACCGCAUAAAAUCCGCCGAAAGAUCGCUUUGUUUCACCUCCAUCUACAUCUCCUUCUCUUUUCUCCUCGUCGCCGCAACUCAGGUCAGUUUCAACAAGUUUUCCGCCAGAAAAUGUCAUGUUUUCCCCAGUUGCUAUACGUUUUUUGCGACUAUUGUCGGGCUCAAGCGUUUCUGUUCGUUCUCAACCUGGUCACGUUUGAUUGCUUCACUGUUGGGUACGUUUAUCAACUUUUUGAGAAGAAUAACGCAUUGUUUAAUGUUCAGCGGCUCUGUGAUAAUGGUGGCGACGAAUUCAACGCUUAGACAGUGCCUGAAAGAGUUCUGGAAGAGACCAUUCUCGAAGAGGAUUACUUUAGUUGUUCCUGCGUCGCAAACGAAUAAUUUCUCGUCGGGUUGAAUGGAUAUUAUUGGGCUUGUGCUUCACUUAUAAACUUUUACAGUUUCACAUUGCUCUGAAAUUCAAUUUCAACUUUACUAAACAAUAUGUUCUUAGGUAGCAGAAAGUUCUAAAAAAUGCAAUUCGCUGAAAAAUAGCUUCCAUUUCUGAGUCAAAUUUAUCAUUUAGGAGCCCAACCUUUAAAAUAGUGUUCAAAAGUCCCUUGAGUUUGGCACAUUGGGUAAAACCUGAGACCGUAUAUCUUGAGAACCAAUCAUGAUUUCAGAAAGUUGUCAACAGAAAAGUUGUUGAAAAUUUUGUGCUCUACAACUUUGCAGUUGAUCAUUUUAUCUAAAAAUGUGUAAUUAUUGAGUUAUAAUCGGUUUUCCAAGAUGAUCGCAUUCCAGAGUGUAACUUCUGAAUCGGCACGUUUCGCUUGUCUCCAAUUACGUCUUUUUCGUCAGUCACCCCAUAAUUUUAUGCAAUUUCCGGCUGUUAGUCCUACUUCCUUCUGGCCAGGCCGUCAACUCACGCAUUCGCUUCUAAUUUCGUUUUUCUCUCGGCGCCGACACAUUUAACAAUGUAGUGGAGUCCGGAAUUUCACCUGUCCUCUAUUAUACUCUUUGAUCCGGAUCUCUCUCUCUCUCUUCUUAUUUCGUAAACAUGAACGGAACCGACUCGAUUCCUUUUCAAUGUAAUCAAUCUGUCGACUCGAAAAUCGAAAUUCUCAAGUAUGUGGGCACAAUUUGCUACAUGGUACCCGGAUUUAUAAUACAUUUUCUCAUCCUGAAGACUAUUUUGGUGACGCAAAAAAAGUAUUUCAAGGAGAAAUCGUUUUUUACAAUCUAUGCGGCGGAUUCCAUUGCGGUAAAUGUUUUACUGUUUCGAGACUACCCCACUGAAUAAGCGCAUUUGUCAAAAAAUUUAUAAAUUCUGGAAUAUUGAAUUUUAUUGAUUUUUCUGUUAAUAAGGACAGUUUGAAACUAUAACUUUUGGAAAGUUUUCUUCGAAUUUAAAGAAUUGUACAUUGUACCUGUGUCUAAAUGCACUUGACACUAUAAUUAUGAGCAAUUUGGACUCUGACAAGCAUAUAUUAUCUUUUUUUUUGGGAAAAUCUUCAAAGUGAACUGUGAUUGCUGUUUAAACUCAACUACCGUGUACAUUCAAUACGGUAUAUCUCGGCUGAUAAUAGAGAUAUCAAAAAGUGGUCAACUAAUAAAAUGUUUAUGAAGACAUUUUGUACAUUUUAUUAGUUGAUAAUGUUUUGAUAUCUCUACAGACAACUGAGAUAUCCUGCCGAGAAAAAGCGGCGUUGGAGCUCUUUGGCCUAUCCUCAUUUUUCCCGUUCCAGAGUCUAAUUCUAAUCUUCCUGGACGUCUUCUUCGGCCGUCUCUUCCUCUACGUCCCUCCUCUGUGUCCCAUAGUUGGUCCCUACUUCUGGACGCCCUCGAUCCUUCUAAGAUUAUACUAUUGCGCUGAAAGUCACGCGAGAUUCGCGAAAUCUGUCGCUCAAAUCUUCAUGGUGCUCAACCGAAUGACGUGUGUUCUCGUGCCCACUUAUUAUAGCCAUGUGAGAAAGAGGUUAUGAAGCGGAAAGAGUAAUUUUGAAGAUUUUCAGAUUUGGCGCACUUUUACCCCUAUUUCUCUGGUUAUUAUCGUCGUUUUACCAUUCGGAGGCACUUGGAGCUCACUCAUCUCUCCGCGAUUCUUUGCAAUUCCCGCGUCCGGCGGGUUCGCAGUAAUCUACACCCGAGUAGUGUCUUGGGUAGUAAGCAAAUGCGCUCCAAUGCAAACCAGAACCUUCCAGGCCCCUCUAUCGCUGUUCCAGUCGAUCUACAUCCUGACUGCACUGUUCUUCACCGCAAUCUGCUCUUCCAUAACCCUCUACAAACUGAUUUUUCUGCCGGAUCGCAUAAAAUCCGCCGAAAAAUCUCUCUGUUUCACCUCCAUCUUCAUCUCCUCCACUUUUCUCCUCGUCGCCGGAACUCAGGUCAGUUUCAGCGAGUUCUUCUCCAAUUUUCCAUUUUUCAGCUCACUUAUGUCUUCUGCUCUGCGUGCCAAAAAUCCGAUUUUCUGUAUAAUGCUCAAUUUCUGGCGUUUGACACGUUAACUGUGGGGUAGGACGGAAAAUGAGUUGAUUGGAUAAAAAGUACGGAUAUUGUAGGUCGGGUGUGAUAAUGCUAUUGACGAAUAGCCAACUCAAAGUGUCGAUUUGCUCGUCAAAAACCGACGGCCAACGGGUUUUUCAACUUUCGAGCAAUAAAUCGGUGUCACACACUGGAAAUUGA